GUUGGGCGCUGUGCGCCGUAUUUCCACCGUCAUCGGCACUGAAAUCGAACCAAAAUAAAACAGUUCUGAUUCGCGCGCACUGCGCUGUUGAGGUGGAAUUCGAUGUUUUGCCAGCAGAGCAACAAGAAACUAGUUCGCUCUCAAGUAGCUACCCGGGUUAUCACGUCUGUGCGCAUUUCCUCGGUUGCAUUGGUCCUCCAAACGGUACAGAAAACAAUUUUUCAGAGGUCACCGAAAUCGUCUUUGGGCGUUAAAAUCAACGGGAGUCGUUACCCAACGCCAUUUGGGGAGGAAUUCUUUCGCCAACCAAGUCUGUCUAAAUGAGCGCUACCAUGGGAUGCGUGGUAACUAAGGGCCGUGACGGUGGGGGAUCAACAGGUGCAGGUAGAAAUGAGGUUCCCGUGUUCGUUCAGACGGCUUCUGAGAACUACCCAGACCUGAGCCAGCACAACAACCACAUGGCCAAGUGUCUGACUCCAGAUAUCUACAAGCAACUGUUCGACCUCCGCACGUCGUUCGGCUGCGACCUGGACCGAUGCAUCCAGACGGGUGUGGACAAUCCGGGCCACCCAUUCAUCAUGACCGUGGGCAUGGUCGCCGGCGAUGAGGAGUGCUACGAAACCUUCGCCCCUUUCUUCGACCCCGUCAUCAGCGACCGGCACGGCGGUUACUCGCCCACGGAGAAGCACGUCACCGACCUCCACCCAGAGCACCUCGUCGGCGGCGAGCUGGACCCGAAGUACGUGGUGUCCAGCCGCGUGCGAACCGGCCGGAGCAUCCGCGGUUACGCCUUGCCCCCGCUGUGCACCCGUGCUGAACGGCGAGACGUGGAGAAGAUCAUGGUGGACGCUCUGGCCAGUCUGGGUGGCCCGCUGAAGGGCACGUACUACCCACUGGACAAGAUGACGGAGAAAGAGCAAGAGCAACUCAUCGAAGACCAUUUCCUCUUCGACAAGCCGGUCUCCCCGCUCCUGACCGCCGCGCGGAUGGCCCGCGACUGGCCAGACGCCCGCGGCAUCUGGCACAACGACCUAAAGAACUUCCUGGUCUGGAUCAACGAGGAGGACCACGUCCGUGUCAUCUCCAUGGAAAAGGGGGGCAACAUGCGAGCAGUGUUCUCCCGCUUCUGCGAGGGCCUGGGCAAAAUUGAGGCGUCGUUGAAGAGCAAGAACUACGAGUACAUGUGGAACGAGCACCUGGGCUUUGUUCUGACCUGUCCGUCCAACCUGGGCACCGGCGUCCGGGCCGGGGUCCACUUGAAGAUUCCGCUCCUCAGCAAGCACGAAAAGUUCGAUGAGAUCCUGUCCAAACUCCGUCUACAGAAACGGGGCACCGGUGGUGUGGACACGGCAUCCACCGACGGCACCUUUGACAUCUCCAAUCUGGACCGGCUGGGCACUUCGGAAGUUCGACAGGUGCAAAUGGUGGUAGACGGUGUGAACACCUUGGUAGCGAUGGAGAAAGCCCUGGAAGGGGGUGAGAGCAUCGAUGAUCUCAUGCCGGACAGCAAGACAGAUCCCGACCUAGCCGAGUACCCGGACCUCAGCAAGCAUAACAAUCACAUGGCCCACUGCCUGACCCCACGCAUAUGGAAGAAUCUGAAGGACAAGCAGACACCCAGCGGGUAUACGCUGCUGGACUGCAUCAAUACAGGCAUUCAGAACCCAGGUCAUCCCCAUAUUAUGACCGUCGGCGUUGUUGCCGGGGACGAAGAAUGUUACGAUGUCUUUGCUGAGUUGAUGGACCCGGUAAUCAGCGCUCGACACGGAGGCUACGACAAAGAUGCCAAGCACCUCACCAAUCUUAACUCUAAUGAUCUCCGAGGGGGUGACAACCUGGACCCCAAAUACGUCCUCUCAUCCCGGGUACGUACCGGCCGCAGCAUCCGCGGCUACGCCCUCCCACCACACUGCACGAAAGAGGAACGGGCCGCCAUCGAGAAGAUCGUCGUGGAUGCCCUGGCUGGCUUGGAGGGCCCCCUGAAAGGCACCUACUAUCCCCUGGAAGGUAUGUCAGAGGUGACUCAGGAGCAACUCAUCGCGGAUCACUUCCUCUUCGACAAGCCUGUGUCACCGCUGCUCACCGCUGCCAAGAUGGAUCGCGAUUGGCCCCAGGCUCGGGGGAUCUGGCAUAACGAGGAAAAGAACUUCCUGGUUUGGGUGAACGAGGAGGACCACACCCGCGUGAUUUCCAUGGAUAAGGGUGGCAACAUGAAGAAAGUCUUCACCCGAUUUUGUGAGGGGCUGCAGAAGGUGGAGGCCCUGAUAAAAGCUGCUGGCAAAGAGUUCAUGUGGAAUGAGCAUCUGGGCUACAUCUUGACCUGCCCCUCCAACCUGGGCACCGGCCUCCGCGGUGGGGUGCACGUCAAGCUCCCCCUAGUCAGUCAGGACCCGCGAUUUGAUAAGAUUCUCAAGGCUAUGCGUCUGCAGAAGAGGGGGACUGGCGGUGUAGACACAGCUUCGACUGACGGCAUCUUUGACAUUUCCAACUUGGAUCGUCUGGGGACCUCUGAGGUGGAGCAGGUGCAGUGUGUGGUUGACGGCGUUGAGCUAUUGAUAAAGAUGGAGAAGGCUCUCGAGAAGGGUAUAUCAAUCGAUGAUCUGCUUCCUGCCGCCUGUAAGCCUCGACCACCGACCAAAGUUAUGAGCAGCAACUACCCAGAUCUUUCUAAGCACAACAACUGGAUGGCCAAGUGCCUGACGCCCGCUAUCUAUGACAAGCUGAGCCAGCUGAAGACAAAGUCUGGCUUUACCCUCGAUGACUGCAUCCAGACUGGUGUGGACAACCCCGGCCAUCCCUUCAUCAUGACAGUCGGUAUGGUUGCCGGCGACGAGGAAUGCUACGAGCUCUUCGCGGACCUCUUCGAUCCGGUCAUCGACGCCCGUCACGGUGGCUACCCAAAGACUGCCAAGCACCCAACCGACCUGGACGCUACCAAGCUGAAGGGCGGCGACGACCUGGACCCGGCGUUCGUGCUGUCUAGCCGGGUUCGCACAGGGCGCUGCAUCCGCGGCAUCUCCCUCCCACCUCAUUGCACCCGGGCCGAGCGAGCCAUGGUGGAGAAAAUCUGCGUUGAUGCCCUGGAUGUACUCGACGGGCCGCUGAAGGGCACGUACUACCCCCUGACCGGCAUGACGGAAGAGACCCAAGAUAAGCUCAUCGCAGACCACUUCCUCUUCGACAAACCGGUUUCGCCGCUGCUGUUGGCUGCCAAUAUGGCUCGCGACUGGCCUCAGGCUAGAGGUAUCUGGCACAACAAUGAAAAGACCUUCUUGGUCUGGAUCAACGAAGAGGACCACACCCGCGUCAUCUCCAUGGAAAAGGGGGGUAACAUCAAGAGAGUCUUCGAGCGCUUCUGUGAGGGGCUGCAGAAGGUGGAGGCAGCCAUCAAGAGCAAAGGCCACGAGUUCAUGUGGAACGACCACCUUGGGUUCGUGCUGACCUGCCCGUCCAACCUCGGCACUGGUCUGCGCGCCGGCGUGCACGUCAAGAUCCCCCUGCUAAGCAGGCACGAGAAGUUCGACGCACUCCUGGAGAAGCUGCGGUUGCAAAAGCGGGGCACGGGCGGCGUGGACACGGCAUCCACCGAUGGCACCUUCGACAUCUCCAACGCCGAUCGCAUCGGUGUGUCUGAGGUUCAGCUGGUACAGAUGGUCGUCGAUGGUGUGGGUCUACUGGUCAAGAUGGAGAAGGCACUCAUGGCUGGCGAGGAGAUCGACGGUCUCUUUCCAAAGGGAGUUUAAUUUGCAACCGUCCCCUUCAACAUACCUUUCCUCUGUUUUAUUUUGUUCGUUCUUUUCGUUAAUUUUGUGUAGUUUUGUUUUCCAGGGAAUUUUGAUUUUGAAGAAACAUCCUUCGUAAGACAUUCAAAACAUGUUCAAAAUUAGUUUCAGACAACAAGAUAAAGUGACAAAAUUUCAAAGGUGCCAAAGAAGCUUAUUCAAACCACCAGACAAAGAGCGUGUGAAAUACACUUGUUAAAUUCCUCCCAUCUUCAAACAGGACAGUCCAACACGUCAUGGAAAAAAAUGCAACUGUUAUUCUUUGAAAUACUGAAAUAACCACAAGGAUGAGUCCACAAUGAGCUCACGAGUGCAAAAAACUUCAGGGAAGACACACAGUAAAUAAAACAGGAUUCACCGGCUCAUUCGUGAAAUUAAGCGUAUAUUUCGCAAAGUAAACAGCAAACAAUAUGUUUUAGAAUUCGAUAUUGUCAAAAAAGACAAUUCGGUUUUGUCAAAAAUAGACAAUUCAAGCCGAUAAGAACGUAGCGUUAGCCAUUCCCACAUGCAUGAAUAGAACAAAUUUAUGAUAACAUUUGCAUGAAGAACUUCUGAUCAUCUUUAAGUUUGUCAUUCUUUACAAUAGCUAUAAUAUAUCCACAGCUCGUUUUCCAUAACACUGUUUGCUCUAUGAUUAUUUAAAUACUGUUCUCAGCCAAUAAGGUUAAUGACAGUUUCAGGACCGAAAGCUGCAAAAAUACAAUCCAAUGCGUCACAUUUGAACGACAGGCUUAUGCCAAACCAACGACAGGGAUUUACAUAUUGAAAACUAUCACGCCUACUGAUUGCGCGUUUUGUUCUGGAUAGGUCUACGCUUUGAAAAUUAACUAAAAUUUGCAAAGUCUACAUCCAAAUUUGGUUCUUUUCGAAAGAUUUAUUUCUAUUAAACUUUCACUUGUUUGUGAA
Messenger RNA from Acanthaster planci (crown-of-thorns starfish), 4688 nucleotides. RefSeq names its product creatine kinase, flagellar-like. The record is from RefSeq and is a predicted model, not a curated record. Lineage: Eukaryota; Metazoa; Echinodermata; Asteroidea; Valvatida; Acanthasteridae. Gene Ontology annotation, biological process: phosphocreatine biosynthetic process. Gene Ontology annotation, molecular function: creatine kinase activity.